AAUGUUGGAUGGGACAGAGAGUUCAUUCCAUUGACCUCUCCCUUUGCAUGAGACCUGUCUCUGCCCAUCAUCUUGCUGGCUUCUCUGUAAUGGCUUAAAUUUUGCACUUUAGCUUGGCUUUGCCCAAUUUCUUUUUUGCAAAUUUAUGCCUUGAUAGAGGAGAGGAGAGGGAGAGGAUGUUGCAGAGAGCAGCAAGUAAUGCAUAUUCUUGGUGGUGGGCAAGCCACAUCAGGACUAAGCAAUCAAAAUGGCUUGAACAGAGCCUCCAAGAUAUUGAAGACAAGGUCCAGAGCACGCUGAAGAUUAUCGACGGUGAUGGCGACUCUUUUGCGAAGCGAGCCGAAAUGUAUUACAAGAAGAGGCCAGAGCUCAAGAGCUUAGUGGAAGAUACCUACCGGGCAUACCGAGCUCUAGCCGAGAGAUAUGACCUCUUAUCCAGAGAGCUUCAGAGCGCCAACCGCAAAAUAGCCACGGCUUUUCCUGAUGAAGUCCAGUUUGAUGUUGAUGAUGACGAUGAUGAGCAAAGCUUUGCCGGAAGCUUCUCUGAGAAGCCAUCAGGCAACGAUCUUCCCGACGCCGCAAAACGGCGCAUUCCUAAGGUGCCAAAGCUCCCUACGAAAGAGUUCAGGAAACCGUCGAUGUCAAGCUCGAGGAAAGCACAGCUGAAGAAGAAAUUGAGCGGCGUCAAGACUUCCAUAGCUCCCGCUUCCGGUUUGACCAAAACCGAGGCGCUAGAGGAGAUCGACAAGCUUCAGAAAGGAAUCUUGGCGCUGCAGACCGAGAAGGAGUUCGUGAAGAGCUCGUUCGAGCGCGGGCACGAGAGAUACUGGGAAAUAGAAAACGAGGUAAUGGAAAUGCAAGGCAAAGUGUGCAGCCUACAGGACGAAUUUGGAAUCGGUACCAUCAUCGAGGACAAUGAGGCUCGGACUCUAAUGGCCACAAUGGCUUUGAAGUCUUGCAAGGAGGCCUUGUCCAAAAUGCAGGAGCAACAGGAACAAUCCGCUGAAGAGGCGAUAGAGGAACAGGAAAGAAUCAGGAAAGUAUACGAAAAGCUCAAAUCUCUCAAAGGCGAAUAUCUUCCUGAAGAGAGAACCACUAGGGACAAUGUGGAGGAAGAAAACUCGGUAGGCGCCAAUCCAAAAUCGAGGAGCUCGGUCCAACAAGAGGAUGAGUUGAGCUUGGAUGGUCAGAAAAUGAAGGAAGUUCUCAAUUCUGAUUCGAAAGCCUCGCUCACUAUGACGGAACUAGCGGAGAGAGUCGAUGAACUGGUCGACAAGGUUAUCAAUUUGGAAACUGCGGUUUCUUCCCAGACCGCUCUGGUGAGAAGAUUGAAGUCGGAGACGGAUGUCCUGCACACGCACAUCCAGACCCUCGAAGAUGAAAAGGAAACUCUGAUGGAAGGUUCGGACAAUAUGAACAGCAGGCUUAAAGAGUUGGAGAAGGAAAUGCGCCGGAUCAAGGCCCUGAAGCAGAAUGUCAACUACCAAAACCAGAACCUCCUCUCUCACUUUACAGAAGCCAGCUCAAACCUUGACCAUCUCUCCGAGAAGUUGCAGUAUGUGAAGCUGGAUGAGGAGGAUGAGAAUGGUGGAACAUUAUUCCAUGAAGUGAGAACCGCUGGUAUGAACGCUAAACAAGGAAAGGAGAUUGAAGAGAACGAACUGCAGCAGGUCUCUGAUGACAAAAGACUUGCGGAGGCUAAGCGAGAGGAGAUUAAGGACAAUGUUCCUACUCACGAUGAUCCCAUCAAAGCCGUGGAGGAAGAGAUGUAUGUGUGCUCAGGCCCAGCUAGUGAGUUCGAUGUUAUGUCUGAGAGACCCCAAGAAUCGGUGCAGCACGAGAAGGAAGAGAACCAAGACCUGUUUAUCGAGCCUCAGGACUCGCACGAUGGCAGCGAAGAUCAUCCCGACUGGAGGCAGAUGUUCUUGACUGGCGUAGAGGACAGAGAGAAGUUUUUACUAGGGGAAUACACUUCGGUUCUCAGGAGUUACAAGGACGUGAGGAAGAAGCUAAGCGAAGUGGAGAAGGAUAACAGGGAUGGCCUCUUUGAAUUGGCGAUGCAAAUCAGGGAAUUACGAAACGACAACACUUCAAAGGACGAGGAGAUCAUGGCUCUUCGUAAAAAAUUAGGCACGCAGAAUGGAAAGCCGGAUGGUGCUGAAGACGUCGCUGCAUCAGGAGAUAAGGCUUCGAAUCAAGAAAAUCCCCAACAAAGCAUCCCGGUUGGAUCUAGCUCUCAAGAUUCGAGCCCAUCGUUGGUGCCGAAGAAAAAACAGCCUCUCUACAAGUUGCUGCUUCAGCAUAAUUUCCAAGGUUUCAUGAAGAAUCCUUCUACUAGAGAGGUAGAAACCAGAUUAAGUAAAGCUCCAGCUGUUUCUUCCAUGGAAGAGAAGUUCCGAGUGGAAAUUGACGAGCUCCUAGAGGAAAACAUUGAAUUCUGGUUGAGAUUCAGCACGUCAAUCCAUCAGGUGCAGACUUUCCAAACAAGUUUCCGUGAUCUACAAGUCGAGUUAUCGAAGUUGUUCGAUGACAAGAAACAAGAUUCAAGCACUAAUCACCAAGCUUCGAAGUCCGAAGCUCGGCCCAUAUACAGACACUUGAGAGAGAUACAGACCGAACUCAAGCUGUGGUUGGAACACAACGCGCUAUUGAAGGACGAAUUGGAGAGUCGACGUUCUGCCAUGUGCCGGCUACAGGAUGAGAUAACGCGAGUUUCUGACCCGGGGUCCGCCGCUAGAGAUCCCUCUCUGAGUGAGUAUCAGGCCGCGAAGUUCCAGGGCGAGGUCCUGAACAUGAAGCAAGAGAACAACAAGGUCGCUGACGAACUGAAUGCCGGUCUGGACCGGGUAAAGAAGCUGAAGACCGAGAUUGAGACGACCAUCGCAAGACUAGACGAGUAUCUUGGAAUUUCGGCAUCAAAAAGCCAUCAAUCCCACAGGUCGAGAAUACCCUUGAGGUCCUUCUUGUUCGGGGUUAAGCUGAAGAAGCAGAAGCAGCCAUCGAUCUUUGCGUGCGUGAAUCCUGUGAUGCAGAAAAAGGGUAGCGACCUCGGAGGCGGCGCAUUGCCUUCUUAGCUUUGCUUCCACGAGUCUUCAUACUUGUUUGAAUUGUACAUGUACAUGAUCUGUUUUCUGACUUCUUAAUGUUGGAUUGUGAUAACAUAGAA
Molecule: messenger RNA, 3166 nt
Organism: Syzygium oleosum
Lineage: Eukaryota; Viridiplantae; Streptophyta; Magnoliopsida; Myrtales; Myrtaceae
Product: protein NETWORKED 2A-like
Exons: 2
Coding region: 177-3074 (965 amino acids)
Molecular function (GO): actin binding
Source: RefSeq, a predicted model, not a curated record